GUGAGGAGCCGCGCCUUCCCGUUGAACCGCGUCAGACCCACGGACCUCUCUCUCCUGCAGUUACAUGUGAAAUAUGUAAAAAAGAAAGGGAAAAAAAAGAUUACAGAGAAAUUAUGUUAGCUCCUAGCGAGCCAUAACUACAACCGGACCAAAAACUGAUGAAAAUCGAGUGAAACCAAAAACUGAAAUCUCAAACAAGGAAAUAAAAAAUAGAAACCACGUGAAGCCUCCAGCACCACCACCACCCUCUCCCCCUCCACCGACAGAAGCCCGUUACUCACCGGGCUCUUCAGGUCUUCUUUAUAUUCGGUCUUUCCUCGCUUUACCGCCGCCAUGAAAGCUGCAAUCGUGGCCUCCAACAUGCGGGCCCGGAGUAAGAGUGGCUCCGUCGACGCCGUUCCCAAGAGCCAAGCAGGCAAGGGCGGCACUGCUCAGAAGAUCGGCACGCCCUCCAAAAACAACAACAACAAGCAGGUGACCAAGCCGUCCGCCCAGAAGACGCAGGUCAAGCAGGCACCCUCCAAGCAGGUCCAGCAGACGAAAGGAGCGGGCGGCAAGAAAGGAAAGAAGGGCCACAAGCAUCAGCAGUACGACCUCAUCGUGACCAUCGACCUGGUGGAGUACGGACUGACAGACGACCUCGUGGCUGAGUUCAAGGAAGCCUUCAUGCUCUUCGAUAAGGACGAGGACGGCAUGAUCACGACGGCGGAGCUCGGGGUCGUCAUGCGCUCCCUUGGUCAGCGCCCUUCAGAGACGGAACUACGCAAGCUGGUGGGCGAGGUGGAGACCUGCGCCGACGGCACCAUCGAGUUCAACGAAUUCCUGCAGAUGAUGAGCAAGAAGCUGAAGGACAUCGGGAACGGAGACGAGCUCAAGGAGGCCUUCAAGGUGUUCGACAAGAAGAACUCGGGAUACCUGUCGUCCACUGAACUCCGCCACGUCAUGACCAGCAUGGGAGAGAAGAUGUCCGAGCAGGAGGUGGAGGACAUGAUCAAGGAGGCAGCCCCGAACGGCGACGGCCGGGUCAACUACGAAGAGUUCGCCAACAUCAUCGCCAGAAAACACUAAAAAGAAAGGAAAUAAAAGAAAAAAAAAGACUUGCCAGCCACCACAUCCUGCGUCGUGUAUAUAGGGUUUUGUACUUUUGUAGAAUUAUUUCACCUGAUAUAUUUUGUUAAGACGUCAGACACCCUACUGCCGUGGGGGGGUAACAGUGAGGACUUCUUUCUCUUUGGUGAACCUCGGUAUAUCUUGAUUUUCACGCAAAACGCUUUUACCGAUCUUGAGUCUGAAUUGUUUUGUUGUUUUCCUUUCUUUUCUUUUCUUUCUUUCUUUUAAGGCUUGCUGUGGAUUAUUCUUUUUUCUUCCCUUUUUUUUCUCUUCUUUGUUUUUUUUUCUCUUCGCUUUUUUUUUCUCUCUUUCGUAAGGAAAAGUGAGAGUCAAGAUUUUUGUGUGUGAUAUGUCGUAUAUAUUUCGAGUUCCUUUGUUGAUUGGGUCUUUCUCUUUUCUUUCUUGAUCUGCCCAU
Messenger RNA from Penaeus indicus, 1525 nucleotides. RefSeq names its product neo-calmodulin-like. The transcript is spliced from 7 exons. NCBI's taxonomy places the organism in Eukaryota, Metazoa, Arthropoda, Malacostraca, Decapoda, Penaeidae. Gene Ontology annotation, cellular component: myosin II complex. The record is from RefSeq and is a predicted model, not a curated record. Gene Ontology annotation, molecular function: calcium ion binding. The coding region runs from base 334 to 1068 and encodes 244 amino acids.